ACAAGGGUUCUAAAAUCACAAAACAGGGUUUAAGCAAAACCUUCUUCAUUCAACCUAUGGCUAUUCUAUCGAGAAGAAUCUCUUGUUCAUUUCUCAACACCACAAAACCCUCUUAUUUCUCCAAGAGUUUCUGCACAAAUCAUAACCUAAACGACGAUUUCGACUUAAACACCGAUUCAUUUGGAUCAGACAGAAACUCAUCUUCAUCAGCUUCUUCUUCUUCUUCGGGAAAUCAGUACCAGCAACCCAUUUAUCAGAGACCACUGGAAAAUGGUUUGGAUAUGGGAGUUUUUAAGGCUAUAUUGGUUGGCAAGGUUGGACAAAACCCAAUACAGAAAAGAUUGAAAAGUGGUAGACCUGUGACCUUGUUUUCAUUGGGAACUGGUGGAAUUAGAAAUAAUCGUAGACCAUUGGAUAAUGAAGAACCAAGAGAAUAUGCUGAUAGAUGUUCUGUUCAGUGGCAUAGAGUUGCUGUUUAUCCUGAGAGAUUGGGUGGACUUGCACUUAAUCACGUUAAACCCGGGGCUACUUUAUACGUGGAGGGUAAUCUGGAGACCAAAGUCUUUAGUGAUCCAGUAACCGGCCUAGUUAGGCGUAUAAGAGAGAUUGCAAUACGUCGAGAUGGUCGUCUCGUAUUUCUCAGCAACGAUGAUGAUGCUGAUAAACCAGAAAGAACGGAUUUGAAAGGUGUUGGCUAUUACUAAUGCGCACCUGGAGUAACUCAAGUUGGUUGUUCUUGCCAAGAAGCUAAAGUACCAAAUUCUGCAUACUGUAUCAUUUUCUGUUUUGUUAUAUGUAAAGCUAGAAGAAGUUUAACCUGGUGCAUUUUUCUUAAUGAUACCGCAAUUUCCUCGAUUUAACUUCCAGUAUUUCAACUUAUUUUACCGAAGCAUAAUU
This is a messenger RNA of Papaver somniferum (opium poppy), 897 nucleotides long. Its product is annotated as single-stranded DNA-binding protein, mitochondrial-like. The coding region runs from base 57 to 704 and encodes 215 amino acids. Gene Ontology annotation, biological process: positive regulation of helicase activity; mitochondrial DNA replication. NCBI's taxonomy places the organism in Eukaryota, Viridiplantae, Streptophyta, Magnoliopsida, Ranunculales, Papaveraceae. Gene Ontology annotation, cellular component: mitochondrial nucleoid. The record is from RefSeq and is a predicted model, not a curated record. Gene Ontology annotation, molecular function: single-stranded DNA binding. The transcript has 4 exons.